This is a messenger RNA of Venturia canescens, 1946 nucleotides long. RefSeq names its product 5-methylcytosine rRNA methyltransferase l(2)10685. The coding region runs from base 138 to 1682 and encodes 514 amino acids. The transcript is spliced from 4 exons. NCBI's taxonomy places the organism in Eukaryota, Metazoa, Arthropoda, Insecta, Hymenoptera, Ichneumonidae. The record is from RefSeq and is a predicted model, not a curated record. Gene Ontology annotation, molecular function: RNA methyltransferase activity. Gene Ontology annotation, biological process: rRNA methylation. Gene Ontology annotation, cellular component: mitochondrial large ribosomal subunit.
UACCGGUACAGCCGGUACAUCUGUAGUUUUUCCUCCUCGUUGUUGAUUGCGUUUUCGAUAAAGUUUUUAAAAUAUCGUUUAUUUUUGUCAUGUGUUCAAGACUACAGUGAUUUUUUCUUCUUACGAUCCGCGAAAAUAUGACGUUCUUAUUGGGAAGAUUGAAAUUCAAUGACAUUAUUAAAGUACCGAGAAGAUACAAAAAUGGACCAGAACAUUGGGCAACCCUCAGGAAGAAAAAAACUUCCAAGGACAAGGCGCUUCAGCACUUCGACGACUUUUAUAGCAAGGUGUACGGAGAAUCCUGGCAAUUGAUAAGAUCAGCGCUUUUGAAACAGUCAAGCAAGUAUAUUGCAGUGGUAAACAAUUUUGGCAAUACAAAGGGGACGAUAGAGAAGUUUGAGCUCAUGGGAGCGAUAGAUUUGAAAUCAAUUUAUGAGGCACAGAAACGAAACUUGCCAAUAAGGAAUGCUAGAGCUAAGAUCAAAGCGUCGAAGAUGGGAAAGGAAAAAUGGACAAAUGAGGAGGAGGUGGAGACGCAUAGUCCCUUGGAACAGGCAAUGGGGGAAAAGUUAAAAGAAUUACAAUCGGUGUAUCCGCCCAAUUACGAGCCUUCUGUCUCUUCUCUGGAAGAGGCAACUCGGAAUGAAGAGAGGAGUAAAUUAGCCGAGCCUCUCUCACCUGUAACAAUGCGCUCGAUAGAAGAAGAGGCUGUCAUGGAUUGCAAAGAUCACAGUAGAAUCGUGAGAUCCGCGACAGGGAUCACGAGCAUGACCAUUCACGAAUACGUACCGGCAACGAAGAUCAAAGGUCUGGAAGAUUGGAUUCUAGAAUCUUCGCACUACAAUUAUUACGAUCAAGACAACGAUUUCUCUGUUCAAGUUGAAAAAGAUCCGGUGUUGAGUUUCCCAGAGCAUUUAAAAGUUUACACCUUUGAAGCGCUUAAUGACAGCAAAUUCCCAUCCCCGAGGCGUGGCACCGAGGGCGUUUACGAUUUUUAUCUCAUGGACGGUGGCUCGAUACUCCCGGUACUGGCGCUCGAUCUUCAGCCCGGUGACGCUGUACUCGAUAUGUGCGCCGCGCCUGGCGGAAAAUCUCUAGCCGCCUUGCAAACUCUUAUGCCGCGCGUUCUUGUCGCGAAUGACGUCAAGCUCAGUCGUGUUAAUCGGCUCAAUAACGUUAUCGACGAGUAUUUUGGCGAUCUUGACGUUUGGCAGGACAGAUUGUUCGUCACGAACAAAGACGCUCGUGUUUUGGAAGACACCGACACGUUUAACAAAAUCUUGGUCGACGUUCCCUGUACCACCGACCGUCAUGUUCUUCACGAAGACGAAAACAAUAUCUUCAAACCGACGCGUAUUCGCGAGCGACUUCAGCUCCCCGAAUUGCAGUCGGAAAUACUGGGUCAAGCCCUGAAAAUCGUCGCACCCGGUGGUACGAUCGUUUAUUCUACAUGUUCUCUCAGUCCCAUACAAAAUGACGGGGUUGUUCAAAUGGCUCUCAAAAAAUCUUGGGAAGAAACGAAGUCAGCGUUCGUCGUGAUGGACAUGAUGGAGGCCCUCGAACCGUUGCGAUGUCUCUAUAAAUUUGGGGAUUACGGUCUGAAAUACGGUCAUAUCGUGAUACCGACCAAAGGCAACAAUUGGGGUCCAAUGUAUUUUUGUAAAAUUACCAAGCUUCGGUGAUGCCCCUAACGCUGCCUCUGGGCCAAGAGCUUUCAAUUCAGACGAAUGUCCACAACGAAAAUUACAAACGUUUGCAUUUGUAAUGACAAAUUACAUAACACUAUAAUUUUGGCAAAUCUUUUCGAAAAAUGAAUGGGCGUUCGAACGGGCAUGAAACAGCCGAGUCAUUAAGGAGUAAUAGUCUGUAAAUAUAUUAUAAUACUUUUAUCGUAAUAGAAAUUAAAAGAGAGAUCGCGGGUGAAUUAAAAAAUUAAUUCAAUUGGA